Homalodisca vitripennis (glassy-winged sharpshooter) is the source of this 3350-nucleotide messenger RNA. RefSeq names its product dyslexia-associated protein KIAA0319. Lineage: Eukaryota; Metazoa; Arthropoda; Insecta; Hemiptera; Cicadellidae. Gene Ontology annotation, cellular component: plasma membrane; cytoplasmic vesicle. The record is from RefSeq and is a predicted model, not a curated record. The transcript has 18 exons. Bases 1 to 2889 code for a protein of 962 amino acids.
AUGAGGGCGGGUGAACAUCUCCAAGUGGUUUUGGGGUGGAAUCUCCUGCUCCUAGCUGUAUGCCAACUAGAUCUUGACUCUCCACAAUGGCGAGACUGUCCCCAGCUCUUGCCGAAAGUUUUGAUAGGCUAUGUUCCACGAGGCAAUGAAUCAGCUGGAGUCUAUAAGAAGAACUCUGACGCUGUGACAACACCCAGCUGUGUGGCUCUGUGCUGUGAAAAACCAUCAUGCAAUGUCGUCUUUAUGUUCAAAGAAACUUGUUUUCUGAUUGAGUGUGAGAGUGAUUCGUUAUGUGAACCAGUGCUAAGGGAAGAGCCCCAGUUUGGCAACAAUGUCCGCAUGGUGCUAGUUAGACCUGUCAAUGCCGGGGGGCGCUGGGGCGAUAUUUCGGAUAUGCCACCGCCUGUCGACUACUCUAGGGACAAACUGUGGUUCAGCAACAACCUACAAGACUUGGACAUGGCGGAGAGUAGCUUGGACAAAGUGUGCAUGAUGGACUGUCCGGAUCACGAGCACUGCAGUGUGGCCACCGGCACUUGUGUGUGCGAUGACGGCUACUUACGCAACAGACAGGGAGAUUGCAUAUCUGCAGGUAACAUGACUGCUGUAUCUGCCUUGCUAUUGUCACCCUCCCGUGAAUCAACAGAGUCUCCAUCAUCUACAAAGGUGUCUGAAGGCCUGGACUCCACGUCCAAGCUUCCAGUGCAGACCCUCCAUGUUUCUGUUGUUUCCAAGAUGGUGAGGCUGCCUGAGAAUGGGGCAGCAUUGUCAGCGUAUACCAUUCCUGCCGAGCUGCCUGGUGGAGAAAAAUACAACUAUGAAUGGACUCUCAUAUCCCAGCCUGAAGGCAGCAGCAAAGGCACCAUGACAGACAAAAAUGGAGAAACAUUAAAGCUGAGCAAUUUGAGCGAAGGAGUUUACAAGUUUAAAGUAGCUGUGUCAGGACCAGGGGUGUACGGUGAAGCUCUGGCCAACGUCACUGUCAUGGCUCCCAAGCGGAUCAACCGGCCACCAGUGGCUAUAGUGAAGCCAGCUUCCAAGACGGUGAAGCUGCCCAACACUGGGGCCGUCUUGGAUGGGUCAUCGAGCUAUGACGAUGAUGGUAUUAUCGCCUGGCAUUGGGAGUUGCAGAAAGGGCCUCUAGGUUACCAGCCUUACCUACAAGACUCUCCGACCUUGGUACUGAACAACCUGAACAUUACAGGCAAUUACACAUUCACAUUGACUGUUGAGGACUCAGACCACGAAAAGAACUCAACAGUAGCUAACAUCACAGUGCUGCAAAUGCCAGAUUAUCCUCCAGUUGCCAAUGCUGGGCAGGAUGUGAUCCUGUAUCUGCCACACAACAAUGUCACACUCAACGGCAGCCUCAGUUCUGAUGACAAGGUCAUUGUAAACUGGGAGUGGACAAAGAGUCCAUCUGACCAGGACAAAGCUGUUGAUAUGCAGAAAACUCGUACACCAUAUCUUGAGUUGUCUAAUCUGGAAGAAGGGAUGUAUACUUUUAUACUAAAGGUUACUGAUGAAGCGGACCAAUUCGACACGUCAACAGUCCACGUGUUUGUUAAGCCUCCAACAAACAAACCACCUACAGCGAAUGCUGGCAAGAACAUGACUGUGUCUCUCCCCCAGACAACUGUAUUGCUAGAUGGGAGCAAAAGUUCGGAUGACAUCAAAAUAGUAUCUUGGAAUUGGGAAAUGGUGAGUGGGCCAGGAAAAGUGGAAUUCUCAGCCAAGAACGAGAGUGUGACGAAUGUUACUAGUCUUACCAAGGGGCAGUACAUUUUCAAACUUACGGUAACCGAUGGAAACGGCAACAUUGCAGCUAACACUGUGUCUGUCACUGUCACUCAGAACAGUAAUUCACCACCCAAAGCAAAUGCUGGUGGGGACCACACGGUAGAGCUUCCUGUAGAUGUGCUGGUGCUGAAUGGGACACAGUCCAGAGACGAUCUGGCUAUAGCCAAGUGGCUGUGGACCAGAGAACCGACCAGUCUGGCUAUUGGUUCCAUCAUAGCCGGCACUGACACCUCUCCUGUACUGAUGUUGACAAACGUAGUGGCAGGCCGCUAUCUCUUCAGGCUAAAAGUGACAGACGAUCAGGGGGAGUGGGAUGAGGAUACUGUUUCAGUCAUCGUCAAACCUGACCCUCACCUUUACCACCUGGUGGAGCUGACGCUGAACAUAGAGGCAGACAAGUUGACCAAGUCACGCAGCGAUAGCGUGGUGAUGAAGCUGGGCCUGCUGCUGCGUGAUGCGGCUAGCCUGGUGGUGCGGGCUUUACGUACAGAGGCGGCGACUGGUCGUGCGGUGCUGGUAUUCUAUGUUGAGACAGCACGUGGUGCACUGCCUGGCCCCGCUGUUGUGCGCACUCUCAAGCACAAGCUCGCACAGGACUCGGUUCUGCUGCAGCUCAGUGUUGCCAACAUACAGACCACCUUGUGCCAGAAUAACUGUUCUGGUCAUGGCGUGUGUGAUCAGGCGACCCGACAGUGCAUGUGUGAAGCCUUCUGGAUGCAAGAUCUCUUCCGCAAACAUUUUGGUGAUGGAGAUUCAAACUGUGAUUGGAGUAUCCUGUACGUAGUUAUCGCUCUGUUCACGGGAUUUGUCUGCAUCGUGGGCUGCGUGUGGGGGGCAGUCUGCGUAUGCUCCAGGUUGUGUCUUUGCUGCCAUCGUCCUUCCAAGCGCCAGCGAUAUGCCUUACUAGAUAAUAAUGAAGACUCCCGAUUACCACUGGGUAAAGUAAUGCUCUCAGAGAGUGAAUCAGACUCUGACAUCUUGUUUGAGAGCCGUAAGCCUUCAAAGCUGCUCAACGGAGACGCUCGGAAUGGAGUCAAGUCCAGCAGGACGGGAUCUGGCUUCAAGAUGGAGCGGCGGAUUAAGACCUGAUCCGCAGAGUCACCCUUGUGGUUCAUGCACUUAGCCAUAUCAUGGGGAUACAACUGUGUGAUCGUUAUUUUAGUAUUAGACUUAAUUUUAAUUUGUGAAAAAUAUUGCCUAUUUUUAUUCUUACAAAUUAAAUCAUAUUGUUACCAAUUGAGUUUUGGUAUAAUAUUUAUCAGUUUUUAGAGUAUUGUACUUAAUUAUUAAAUUAUACUUUUACAGAAGAUAAUUGUGCAUAUACUAAAAUGUUUAUUAAAACAUAUUUUAAUAACUAAUUUAAUUUCUCUGAAUGUUAAAGAUUUUGUAGAGACUGUUUGACAGUAUAUCCUUUUGUAUUAGAGCUUAAUAUUUAUUAAUUUGUCUUAAGGAUUUUUUUGAAUUUGUUAAAAUUAUUCCGCAUACCUGUCAAAUUAUUAAAAAAAAGUGUAUGUAGUUUAUUUUAUAAUGUUUGAUACACAUUUUAACAA